CACACACACGGCGGCGGCGGUGGGAUUUCAGCUCUGCCCCUGUCCUAGAGGAGGCAGAAAUGACCAAGUCUCUGGAAUCAGUGUCACUCAAGGAUGUAACUGUAACCUUUAGCAGAGAAGAGUGGCAACAAUUGGACCUUACUCAAAAAAACUUAUACAGGGAUGUGAUGCUGGAAAACUAUUUCAACUUGAUCUCAGUGGGGUGUCAGGUUCCCAAGCCAGAAGUCAUUUUUAACUUGGAGCAAGGAGAAGGACCAUAUAUAUUGGAUGGUGAAAUCUCAAGUCAGAACUAUCUAGAUGGGGAUAUUUGUUUUGAAACUUCACAAGGAAUGUAUGAUGGCAUUUCAGUCCAAUUUGAGAGAAUUAAUCUUCUCAGAAGAGAUGAUUCUUAUUCCACUUUAGAGGAAUUGUGGCAAGAAAAUGAACAGACAAGGAGAUAUGAGAAAAACUAUAAUAAACAUUUAAAUUCUGUCCUCUUCAUCAACAAAGGAACCCUGGUUAAUGAGAAGAACUGUGAUUAUAAAGACAUUGGAAAAAUAGUUCAUGUAAACACACACCUUAUUCCUUCAAGGAAAAAAACUCAUAAUUAUGACUCAUUUGAUAAAAGUUUGAAGCCUAUUAUAAGCUUACAUAAUUACAAUAGAAAUGGUAUAACUGCAAAUCUGGAUAAGAUUGUGGAUAACUUUUUUACUCAUUUGAAUUCUCAUACAGAAAUGAGUGCAUAUGAAAAUAAUCAAUGUAAAAAACCUAUGAAUCAGAAGCACACUUUCAUUCAACAUCCAAAAAUUCAGACUAGGGAGCAUCUCUUUUUAUUUUCUGACUCUAUAAAAAUUCUCACCCAAAAGUCACAUCUUUCUGCACAUCAAAGUAUAUAUACUGAAGAAAAACAACAUGAAUGCAGCAAGUAUGGGACAGUCUUCACUCAGAAGUCCCAAUUUGCUGUUCCUCAGAUUUAUACAAGUAAGAAACAAUAUAUAUGUAAGGAAUAUGAGAAAGACUUUUUCCUCAAGUCAAACCAUGAGAAAACUCAUGCUAAGGAGAAUCACUUUAUGUGUAGUGAAUAUGGAGAAAAAUUUACCCAAUGUCAGGGGAUUAAUAAUGGGGGAAAACCCUAUGAACACAGAGAAUGUGAGAAAAAUACCUCUCAGAAUUCUAAUAUCAAUAUACAUGAAAAAAAACAUACUGGAGAGAAACACUUUGAAUGUACUGAAUGUGGAAAGGCCUUCACAAGAAAAUCAACACUAAGUAUGCAUCAGAAAAUUCAUACAGGAGAGAAACCGUAUGUGUGUACUGAAUGUGGGAAAGCUUUUAUCCGGAAAUCACAUUUUACUACCCAUGAGCGAAUUCACACUGGAGAGAAACCUUAUGAAUGCAGUGAUUGUGGGAAAUCCUUUAUUAAAAAGUCACAACUUCAUGUGCAUCAGCGAAUUCACACAGGAGAGAAUCCCUUCAUAUGUUCAGAAUGUAGUAAGGUUUUCACUCACAAGACAAAUCUCAUUAUACACCAGAAAAUUCAUACUGGAGAAAGACCCUAUAUUUGUACUGAAUGUGGGAAGGCCUUUACUGACAGGUCAAAUCUUAUUAAACACCAAAAAAUUCAUACUGGAGAGAAACCCUAUAAAUGUGGUGACUGUGGAAAAUCAUUCACUUGGAAGUCACGACUCAGAAUACAUCAGAAAUGUCAUACUGGAGAGAGACAUUAUGAAUGUAAUGAAUGUGGAAAAGCAUUCAUUCAGAAAUCAACACUAAGUAUGCAUCAGAGAAUUCAUAAAGGAGAAAAGCCCUAUGUUUGCACUGAAUGUGGGAAGGCCUUCUUCCACAAAUCACAUUUUAUUACACAUGAGAGAAUUCAUACUGGAGAGAAACCUUAUGAAUGCAAUAACUGUGGGAAAUCCUUUACUAAGAAAUCACAACUUCACGUGCAUCAGCAAAUUCACACAGGAGAGAAACCCUAUAGGUGUGCUGAAUGUGGAAAAGCUUUCACUGACAGAUCAAAUCUCUUUACACACCAGAAAAUUCAUACUGGAGAGAGACCUUAUAAAUGUAGUGACUGUGGAAAAGCCUUCACUCGAAAGUCAGGUCUUCAUAUACAUCAGCAAUCUCAUACUGGGGAAAGGCAUUAUGAAUGCAGUGAAUGUGGGAAAGCCUUUGCAAGGAAGUCAACACUAAUUAUGCAUCAGAGAAUUCAUACAGGGGAGAAACCCUAUAUUUGUACUGAGUGUGGAAAAUCCUUCAUCCAGAAGUCACACUUAAAUAGACAUCGGAGAAUUCACACUGGAGAGAAACCCUAUGAAUGUAGUGACUGUGGAAAGGCUUUCAUUAAGAAGUCACAACUUCAUGAGCAUCAGCGAAUUCACACAGGAGAGAGACCAUAUAUAUGCACUGAAUGUGGAAAAGCCUUCACCAUCAGAUCAAAUCUUAUUAAACAUCAGAAAAUUCAUACUAAACGGAAACCCUAUAAAUGCAGUGACUUUAGGAAAGCCUUAGAUUGGAAACCACAACUCACUAUACAUAAGAAAUCUGAUACUGGGAAUGUGGAAUGCUCAUUGUCACAAUCAUGGUGUGGAGAUACAAAGUUGUAAGAAGCCACAGUUUCACUAAGAAGAAGUGUUUCCUUCCUUUUUGCCGGAUCCCUGGUACAAGCACAAGGCCAAGAAACAAGCACAGCUUCUUCAUGUCUCUCUUCUCCAUGUGCCUCCUUUCUAUGGAUAUCACACUGUUAAUGCUGUGAAAGGAUAGAUUUAGAUGUUUUUAUUGAAAUGUAAUUAUCUUUCUCAUUUAGAUAAUAAGUGCAUUUUCCAAAAAGCAGGACACAGUAUGGCAAACAUAAACAGAAGCCAUACAUAGGCCAUGGUGUAUUCAUUUAUUAUUGAGAAUUAUCUCUUGGGAGAGCAUUAAUCUUAGGAAGAAUUUACAUGAUGGGCAAAUCAUUUUUUAAAGAUGGAAUUGUAUUCUAUUGGUAUUAAUAAGAAUGGCAUAGAAUGGGUGCACAGACUAAAUAAUGAAAAGAUAACACAUGUAACAAGGUUUCUAGGAUAUAGUUAUCUUUCAAGAAAUAAUGUGUAAUGGUCACAGUAGAAGAACCAGCAGCUAUAACAUAUGAAACCUGGCAUUCCAUAUGCUUCAUCUUAAUUGACUUUGUCCAAUUCACUACUGUGUUGUUCAUCUUCCCACUAGUUCUUUCUCAACAUUUAAAAUAGAAGCAUAUGGAAUGCCAAAAUCUAUGCCCCUUUCAUUUCAUUGUUUUUCUGGCUGGGUGGUAUCCCAGUGACCAUUUAGGAACUAAGGAUCUCUAGAUGAUUUUGUCCUCUUCUGUGUCCAUGGAGUCAUCUGCAAGCAGCCAAAGAAUGGGAAAAUAGGGUGAGGUGUAGGAGGUUUUAUUAGUAUACUUUCUUUCUGGUUCCAUUCAAGUGGCUAGAAUUCCAUCAUGCACCCAGCUGCAAUGGAGACCAGUAAAUGCGAUCUCAUUGUAUGAUAUGUUAUUCUGCUACCGUUUUAUUCCUUUACUCUUUUUUUUACCUUCUAAAAUUCAGAGGUGUUUCAAUUAUUUUCAUUCACUAGUGCUACUGAGCUAAUGCUGCUUUUUGCUGAAGGUCUAAUGUAGUUAAAUGUUCUCAUAAUUAAUAAAACUUCUUUUGUGUACUUGGCUCUAGUGUAAAGUUAUCAACUUCCUUAAAGACAGUGAAAUGUUGGCAAAAAUGAGGUGAAAUAUGUACUCUCAUUCAUUCCUGAGAGGAAACAUCCUUCUGCAGAUAACCAAAUUUAGAAUAUACUGCUUUUGGGCACUCCCUAGUGGCACAAAGA
Condylura cristata (star-nosed mole) is the source of this 3804-nucleotide messenger RNA. RefSeq names its product zinc finger protein 484 (gene ZNF484). The coding region runs from base 60 to 2582 and encodes 840 amino acids. NCBI's taxonomy places the organism in Eukaryota, Metazoa, Chordata, Mammalia, Eulipotyphla, Talpidae. Gene Ontology annotation, biological process: negative regulation of transcription by RNA polymerase II. The transcript has 6 exons. Gene Ontology annotation, molecular function: DNA-binding transcription repressor activity, RNA polymerase II-specific. The record is from RefSeq and is a predicted model, not a curated record.